Molecule: messenger RNA, 7178 nt
Organism: Paramuricea clavata
Lineage: Eukaryota; Metazoa; Cnidaria; Anthozoa; Malacalcyonacea; Plexauridae
Source: the annotation of a GenBank genome assembly
AGGUGUGUGUACAGAAUCACCGUGGUUUUCAAGAUAUUUCAAGUCUGGUGGCAGUCGCUGAUACAUAUGCCACAACUGAACCAUUUAUUGAAGGAAUUUAUGACAUAAGAAUUCAAAAGAUUGGAGAAAAUUAUAGAGUAUUCAAGUAAGCAAACUUACUGUGAUUCACGCGAUAACAAUUUUGUUUGCCUCAUUUGAAAGACAUUUUAAAGCUUUUUCAUAUCUUUCUUGAUGCUCAAAAAGUUUUGACUGCAUGAAAACAGUCAACUGUUCGCCAUCAUGGAUUAAAAUAUUACGUCACAAGUAAGGUCACGCAAUUUCUUUAUUUUGACAUGGUUGCUUUUUAAAUUUAGAGUUAAAUAAAACAAUUUUAAAAUGUUGAAUUGUCAUUUUGAAGUAAUUUUAGAAGGCUAAUCCCACUCCUGACGUCAUCAAGACAAUAGUUAUUGGGCUUUUAAGAAUCAAUUCAAGAUGGCGAACAGCUCAUUGUUUUCAGUUCAAAUAUUUCAAGAAUUACCCUUGAUAUAAGCAAUCCGCAAUAAGAUUUUUUAAAACUUCUUUCAAUUCAGACUAAAUUUUUAUUAUCAAUGUCUGAACAUUAAUUAGCAAGAAACAGGGAACGCAAACUAGUGUGACAGUAAAUGCAAUUUUUCGGGAGUAGCGAAACAUGUCAAGGCCGUCGGAAGUAAAUCAAUAUUGGGUGGUGGUGGUGGGAGGGGGGACUCAAUAAUAAAUCUGAAUUGCUUUUGCACUUUUCUAGUUCUUUUGUGUGUUUAAUUUUUCUUAUACCGACGGCCUUGCAUGUUAUGCAGACAAAACUGUGACAUUUUUGAGAUGUUCACAAAGUGACAUCACUCUCACUGGUCUUCUGCUCUAGUCAGUUUCUGCUGCCAAAACUGUUUAAAGUGCAUGCAUGUUUAUCGAUAUCCCUGCAGGCAAACAUUUUCAAAACAAUGGCUUUGUGUUUGGGCAUGCAUGCAUCGUCCGAAAAUAUUUUUGGCAGCUUCUCAAUAUUAAAUAUCUCAGCAUAAUUUAUAUGCUUUUCUUUACAGGAGAAAAUCCCUUUCUGAUAAUUGGAAAAGAAACAUGGGUUCUGCAGUAGUCGAAGAAAUACAACUUACAGAGCGGUAUGCGUUUUUCUAAAAAGAACUAGUUAAAUGAAUGAUAGCUUAAGAAUUAGUUAUAAAUUGUUGAGGAACAUAUUUUACGCAAACUAUAUAAUAAUUUGACAGCGAGAUGGAGGACCUAAUUCAUAGCUGUAAUUAAAGCAACUAAAUAAAUUUAUUACUAUUUACUACUCCGGUUCACUCUUCGCCGAGACCGUAUUUAUGUCACUUUAUCUAUAAUUUAUAUCUGGAAAAUGUAUUAAAAGUCAUUCAGGUACCAAUUUUACAUAGAAUGCUGAGUUUGGUGGAUGAUCCAAGCAUAGUCUAUUAAGAUAUGAUGGUUUGGAAUCCCGCGGCAAACUUUAAAUGCACGAAAUAGAAGACCUUUGUUCGAUGUUGAACUAUAUCUCACCAUGCACAAGUUCUUUGUCUCAACUUCAUUAAAUAUUGUUCAUCGUGGCUGCACGUUUCAUCUCAGCUAUCCCUAUUGGACGCUUACCAGCAUAAUUAUACGAAAAUACGAUGAGCUCAUGCACCGUGGCUGUGCACAAAUUAACAUAAACUCAAACAAAAACAAACAAACAACAAACACUUCUAUAGAGCGUUUGCUCAUGACGUCAAAGCCGCCAUGUUGGUUUUCCAAUUCAAAAUAUUUUUAAUUAGAUUCUUUUGUCUGGAACACCAACAUGGCCGCCAUGGCUUUUGUUGAUUUGGUCCCUGGGGAAUGAGUGCAAACGUACUAUUUAGUUUAAAGCUAUAUAUAUAGCUUUGUUGAACUAUAUACAUGCAGCCUUCUUGUUUCAACAAACGGCUAUGUGGAGGAGAGUGAUACCGGUUAGCAUCCAGUUUUGGUACCGCACUGAAGUGGGGGUGGUAAAGUGUAUUGUCCCAUAAAUGAGCUUCAAAAACCGUUUUGAUUGGUCGACAGCCUGCCGGAAUGAUUUGAUACUCACCUGCUAGCUAGAUUUGAUACCCACCUGGUAGAUUUGAUACCCGCCUGCGAUAAGCAAUCUCAUUGGCUAAUGACUUUGUCGCCUUUUGUUAAUGCUGCCAUGACGUAUUAGCAAAAAGUUCAAAGUUCAUGAGAUUCAAAAUGGCGUCACUCAGUGUAUAUCGUAUAUUUGUCAAUAAAACAACACGAUGACUUUAAAUCAAGAUGAAACCCCUUCGGUAAGAUGAUAGAACAGUUUAUAUAUUUUGUAAAGUUUUGUUUAUGGGACAAAAACGUUCAUUGUUGACCUUUCAGUAGUUAAAUUAGUUUCGUUAACGUAAAAUAGGCUAACGGAUUAAAAGGCGGCAUCAACUACUCAAGACAGAACUAAAUAAAACUCUGGACAAAUAACUGAAAAACCUUUUUUGUAGUUUAUCGUGAAAUGGUUAAUUUUUUCAUGUGAAACGUGAAAUGGCUGUUUUUCUUUCAGGGGUGCCGGAAAGUCAAUAAUUGGGGGGGGGGGGCAGAUAUUCAUAUAUUCAUGUUCUGCAUCAUUUAUUUCCUUUGAAAGCGAUUGUUUUUACGGUCUGUGAACAUGAAUAUAUGAAUAUCUGCCCCCUCCCCACAAUUAUCGACUUUCCGGCGCCCCUGUUUUCUUUUUCUUCACGUGAAACUUGAUCCUAACUCAUCCCUCCCCGGCCCCACCGCCCAUACGCUAAUGGGAUUUCUAGAUUUAUUUGUCGGCUAAUUAUAAUAAGCAAUUCCAGUAGCUGAGCACCAGGUACCAAUACAAUCUAUAUAGUAUACGACAUACACUAAGUCAUUAGUUCCUUCGGUCGACGACGUACCCCCAUGCAGAAGUAUACAACAAAAGUUUUUAUUUUUAGGUAUAAACUUUGGGCUGACGAGUGUGCUAAGAUGUUUGGAGGACUGGAUAUUUUAUGUGUGGAAGCAAUACAGACUGGAGAUGGAAAGGAAUAUAUAAUUGAAGUACUUAACAUAUGUUUUGCCUACUUAAUAAAAAAAUAACGUCUCGUAAAAAGUACAUCGAAUGAAACGUACGCGGCAAGAAAAGUGACACACAUGCCUUUUGAUUAAAAUAAUUAAUCCCCCAGACAGGCAAAGGUACUAAUUCCACUUGCCCAUUAAUCUACAUUCCACCGUGAAAAGGAGUCAGAGUUAUCAGAUUGGAAAUGUCCAUCAAUUAUCCCGGGCUCUUCGCUAUGUUGCGGCAUAUACAUGUAUGGGUGGUCAUCUCACUGAUCAAAAAUUAAAUAUUCAUGGUCGACGCGUGCAGGAGUGAAAAUAGUGGGAUUUUAACCCCAAAAAUGUAUUAUUUUAUAUUGUCAAAAACUUUAAAUGGGAAUGAGAACAAAGUUAUUUUCAUGAAGGAAUUCCAAUUUGAAACAUUUUUGUUUCGAACUGACAGAGUUUAUCGAUAAAAAACAUGCAGUUCAAUUUUAUUAACAUUUCAAAGCGAAGUUCUAGUAUAUUUCAAAUAAAAUUGAAGCUUAUAUUAUAUAAAACAAAUAAUUAAUGUUUCAUUUGUGCAAUAGUAAAAAUAGUUUCAUAGGUGAAAGACGAAUUAUUACCAUGGCUCAUGAUAUACAUCAUCAUUUUGUAUAAUAGAAUACAGAACAGAAUGCAAUGGAAUACAACAAUACAUUGUGAAACUCAUGAAUGUUCAUUAAGAAAACACAAAUCACGAGAGAAAUACAAAAUAUAUCAUUGUACAAAACAAUACAAUACAAUACAAUACGACACAAACAACACAACAUAUUAACACAACCCAAUACAAUACGGUGGCCGGACAGUUUGCCGAAAGAAAUGUCUGAGUACCAUACAAUACAGUGCAUUUUACCGACAAUACGUACAAUUUGCAUCACACUGAACGAAAGCGUAUCAUGUGGAAGUCAUGAAAUUCGACUUCUCCCGACAACAGCUCUGAACGGUAGACAUGCAAUACUUUUAUUGAGACUCAUGAAUAAUAAAUUCGUUCAGUGGAGCAAAAAUAAUGGAUAUUCUCGUUUCUUCCUUCUUUCUCUUUCAUUAAAAGCAAAUGAAUCCCUACAAUUUUAGUGCUUGUUUUAGGUAAUUGAUACGGGAAUAAAAUUAUUCAGCGAAUCUAGAGAUGAAGAUAUACAACGUAUAGCAGAUCUGACAAUAAAACGUCUGAAAGAAAAAUAUCCAUCGUCUUUGGAAAACAUGAUUGGCAAAACCGCUCCAGCAGCCUUACUGUCAGGUGAGUUUUGCAUUCAUACAUGUUAAUGAAUUCUAAUUUUAUAUCUAUAUAGGGUUGAGAAGAAAAUGCAGGUAUGUAUAACUGCCUGUACAUGUAUAACUGCCCGUCAUGUAAAAAAGCAGACUGUGUGGUGUAGAGGGGUGUAACAUCCCCAAUAUCUGUUCAUGAGUAAUUUCAGGUACAUUUCUAAGCGAUUUAAGCUGAUUUUAACGUAAAUCAUAAGACUAGUACUGACAGGCUAUAGUGGACGUUAAAAGUGAACGCAAGCUAAGAAUGCCAAAUUAAUGCAUUUCCGUGCUUUCUGCAUGAGGGUCUAAAUAUUCAACCCCAUAUUGUAAAUUUAGCCCCAUAUCCAUUUGCGGUGAUAUAUUCUUUCGAUGCAAAACCUGCUACAUGAAAAAAAGUAAAUGAAAAAAACAACACAAAAUUUAAAAAACUGCUUCUUAUAGGUAAGUUAAGGUGGCUCGAUACAGUUUUCAAAAAUUCAGGUGUUUAACACUUUGACAUGUUCAAACUACGCAUUUUUAGGAUUUAUUCAGCAGAUAUUGGGUUUUUUAUAUAUUUUGAUAACUCUACUUUCAAACGAUAUUAGUUUUAGUAACAGAUAGUUCGUUGCUAUGACGACAUACGUGUACGAAAUUCACUCCAAAAUGACCUUAUCGUCUCGUAUAGUUGGAAAAAAAGCAUGGUGACCCCCAAUUUUUUUUCGUGCAUUAUUUUACUUGGACGAAAAGCUAACAAUUAGCAAAAUAUAAAAAAAUUCUGUAAUGCCAUUUUUUUGGAAAAUGCGAAAAUGUCAUAUUCUUCGGUAAAUUUUUUUUGGCAUUACAGAAUUUUUUUAUUUUUUGUAUAAUGAAAGUUUUUAGCAGUGCAAUACAGCAUGCAAAAUUUCAACAUAGGUCACCAGACAAAAUAAAGAGAUAUAGCGCAUUGUUUUUCUCAAAUGGAAAAUUCUAAUGACGUCAGCAAUUGACAUAAAACGCUAUAGAACGCGCGCAAUGGCGUGAUAUGGCGCGAGCAACUGCUCACGUCAGGUCAUUUUGGAAGUUCUUUCAUUUUGUUAAUCAGUUUCCGCGACCUGCGCGACUUGUGCGCGUAAAAAUGGUCACCCGGUUUUGAGUUCGCGAUUCUUGAGCAGAGUUUUUGUGAUAACUAUAUCGAGCCACCUUAAACUUAGAACAUAAUUUUUAAAAUCAUGUAAUUUGGUCCUUUAGACCCCUCCCCCCCUCCCCGUCCCCACAACGACAAAGUCUUCGCUCUGUCCCUGUUGAAACGUGUUGGUACAGGAACAUCUCCAAAAAUAUCGCCUGAAUUUCUCAAAACUGCUUGGAAAGAACAACUGAGAAUUAGUUGUACUAGUUUUCCACGGAAUUUUACUAAUUAUGAAACUAUUUUUUCAGGGGUUGAAGUGGAAUAUUUUUGCUUUCAAAUCUCUAGAAAUAUCAUAUUCGUACGAGAAAUAUUCAUAUUCGUGCCAGAAAUAUUCAUAUUCAAACUAUAGUUUUAAUUUAAUAAACACAGUAUUCAAAUAUUUAAUAUUCAUGUUUUUAAUUUCACUCGUUUGACUGACGAAAGAUAUGAGCACUUCCUCCAGUAAUGUACUAAAGUUCAGUGUUCCACACCCGAACAAUCACUAUAUAGUGAUCUACAAAUCUUCACGGUAAAUUUUAUUUUAAAUUUAUUUCCAGAAGCUCUGAAGGUUGUUGGUAAUCCUACAAGUAAAGCCUCACACUCUCCAGGUGAUAGCAAUUCAUCUUCCACAACCAAGCUACACGGACAUUUUAGUGGUAUUAUCCUCGACAACUAAUGUAAAUUAGUUAUUUUAGAUAUCGUUCUUUAAGCAUGCAAUCUAAACUAAAAAGUGCAUGUCAAAACAUUUAUCACACAGUGAACACCACCACGUUCACCUUUUGAGCGAGAAAUUAUUAGGGCAAGGGAACUUUGCACCGAGUCCAAAACUCAAAAAGGGCACAAAGCCCAAAGCAACGAAGGACCUUAUAAUUUCUUGACACAAUAACGCUUAAGAUGGCUCGAUUCACUUUUCAAUAAACCGGAGGUGUAUAUUAGUUUACCCUUCUGAAUUUCGUGUUUUUAGGUUUUAACCGACAUGUUAUGGAAUGUUCCUAUAUUUUAUUGUUUCCGCUUUUUCAUUCUGUUGGUUUUAGUUUCUGUUGGUGUGUUUGCCACGGCCGGUAACAGUCUGUCACGCGUACAAAAAAAAACCCACGGUGACCCCACCUCUUUUGUACGUGUUUUUACUAUUAACAUAAACAAACAAUGGACAAAAUUUAAAUGAAUUCUGUCAUGUCAUUUUCUUUAAAAAGCGGAAUUCUCGUUUCUUUAGAUUGGCAUGACAGAAUUUUUUAAUUUUUUCUUCCCGAGCGUAAAAAUUAAAUACAUAUCUCUUUGUGGUCAACUUUUCACAGGGUACCUUACCGAACUCGUUUAGGACAAAUUUUGUGUUCAUUGCACGCAUGUGUUAUUUCUUGCUCAGCGAAGCUGUUUUUUGUCCUCUGCGACAUCAAUGAUUUGUCAUGGGUGUACAUAAUUUUGCAGGCGCAACUAAAGUGGACAUGUAAAUCCAAGAAAAAAAAGAACUGUGUCGGACUAUCAUUUAUUCCAUCAUUUAAUGGCAUAAGAUAUGUAUGGCAUACAAAACCUUUGGGUUUUUUUAUAUGCAUGUGCAGUAAUAAAGUUCUAAUUUAAGUUGACUUGCUUGGUACGCCUAAUACGCUCACGAAACUGUGAUAUAAAACCUUAGUUGUUGCCAUCGAAUAAAAGUACGGGAUGUUAAAAAGUAACGAUGUAGUAGUCUAAUGCUUUUAUUCGAAUUAUAAUUAGAUGAUAAUGAAUAUUGGUGAAGCAUUGUCAAAAAUGCAUGUCAAAAACAAUUUUCCAG